UUUACGGUUAAAUUUUUAGUUUUAAUUUUUCUUGCUGUCCGAGAGUCGUUUCACGCUUAGCCAGUUAUUCCGCUCGUUUUAUAAUCGGAUUACAAUAAUAAUUCAGUUGCACGUGUGAUUCGGUAACAGUGGAAUUGAAAAGAAGCUGGAGCGGAAGUAAUUGUACACGGAUAACCUGUAAUGUACGAGAUAGCGCAUACCUGCGAAACGAAUUGCAACGAUUGGAGAAGAUACUAAGAUUGCUUAACGCACGAUGGAGAAUCGAGGUUGUCCUUGCGGAUGCGAGUCAUCGUAUUCGUCGGAAUCAAUUAAUCCGCCGAACGAGCCACGUUGUAGCUGCAAUUACAAUCCCUUCAGCGACAAUUCGAAAGAAUCGGAGAUUUACGAUCUGCCGUUUGCCCUGAGGAAACUCGCCGUAAUGAAGUGUCAGAUGAAGAAAUGGCGAAUGGAACGACUUCAGUUCGAGAGCGAAAAUAGGUCUUUGAAACAAGCCCUGCAGUCAUUCGGUGUAAAUGUGGAUGAGAUAUUGAAGCCUGAUCCGCUGCUCGUGCAGUCUCGGGAAGAAAUCGAAUGGCUGCAAAAUGCAAACGCGGCGCUCGAAGAUAAAGUGAGGGAUCUGGAAGAAACCCUCGCCGAACGAGAUUACGGCGACGAUCCUUGUGCAUCGGUACACUAUAUCAGAGAGAAGAUGAGAGUUCUACGGGAGCGCUUUGCACUUGAAAAGAAAGAAUUAAGGGACACGAUAUCGCACUUGAAAUUAAAACUCGCGCAGACCGAGGAGGACGUGAGCUGUCCUGCGAUAUAUCGCCUGAGGGCGAAGCUCCGUGAACUGAUGAAAGGAGGUCAAACAGCGGACCAGCAGGUCUCGAAAGUCGUGGAAAGAUCGAUCGAAACGCUGGUGGAUCUCUCGAAGAGCUGCGACGACCUGCGUCUGGAAAAUGAACAGCUCGUGGCACAGCUGGACGAAUUACGUCGUCAAUUGGCGGAGCUUGAGAAAAAGCGACCGAAAGAAGAGAUACCGAUGGAGAUGCUGAGAACGGCCGAAACAACGACGGUUCCUGAAUAUAUAGACGUUUCGGAGCUAUUACAGAAGCUACGGGACUGCGAGCUCGCUGUUUCCGAAUUGAAACAGCAACUUGACGAGAAAGACAAGAUUAUCGAGGGACUGAAGAAAGAACUCGAAGGCAGGCUGGAUGAGCAGGCUCUGUUGGCUGAGAUUGCGGCUAUGAAAAUAGAACUCGAGAAAAGAGAUGACAAGGUGAGAGAUCUCCUAAACGAAAUGAGACAAUCGGAGAUAGACCUGUUGGGCCUGGGCAACCUACGAUCGGAGCUGGACACCUUGAAGCCUCGUAUAUCCGAACUCGAAGACGAGCGGGACUCGCUGACAGACGAGGUGGCGAAAUUGAGAAAACUAUUAGAGGAAAGGAACGACCAAAUAAUCGAGAUCCUGGAAUACAAGAACAAGCUGGAGCAGGAGAUGGCAGAAAAGGAACAAGAGGCCGAGCGGAUUAUCGACGGCUUGAAAAAGGAGAUCGACGACCUGAUGUCGCAGAUAGCGAAUCUGCGGGGCGAGGUCGACGAGCGUAACAAGCGAGUCGCGGAGCUGGAGAAGUGUUGCGCGGAUAGAGACGAGCUUUCGAAGAAAUUACAGCUCGCGGAGGACGAGCUGGGAACACUGCGAAACGAACUCGCGUCCGCGAAAGCUGCGAUUGCGGAUCUCCGGGGAGAGGUAGACGCCCUGCAGAAUGACAAGGACAAACUGUUGAAACAGUUGGACGAAACGAAGGAGCGGGUUAACGCGUUGUCUGAUCAAUUGGCGGACGAGAUGGCGGCCAACGAGGCUUUGCAGAAAGAGCUCGAAGCUGCCUGGAACGCGACGGAGGCACUGCGAGAAGAGAAUUCGGAUCUGAAAGGUCGGCUGGACAUGGCGGAAGAGGAGAACGAUAGAUUAAGGGAGGAGAAUAGUGACUACAAAGCGGAGCUUGAUAAAUCGAAUGAAGCAAACCGCGAGUUGCAGAAUAGCUUGGACGCGGCGCAAUCGGAGAACGACGCGUUGAAGCAAGACAUGUCGGCGUUGCGGAGCGACCUUGAUGACGCGAGGAAAGAGGUUGACAGGCUGAGAGGCGAUGGGGACGCAUUGAAAGCUGCAGAGGCAUACGCAAAGACGAAGAUCGAUGAAUUUGAGUCGCGGAUGGAGGAUUUGAAAGCGGAGAAGGACCGUCUGGCCAGCGAGAACGCCGACGUGAAAGCCAAGAAUUUGGAAUUGGAACAAAAAUUGGACGACGCGUUGAAAGACCUGGGAAAAAUGAAGGCAGAGAAUGCCGAUCUGUUGGUAGAACUGGAGCGUCUGAAGGGAGAAUUAGCGAGGGCCAAGAGCACGAUCGAUCAGCUGAAAGCGGAGAUGGAUUCUCUGAGGGACGGCCUGGACAAGUGCGUGGAUGAAAUGGAGAAACUAAAAGCCGAAAAUGCCGAGCUUAAGGCGAAGAAUGAGGCUCUCGGAGCGGGGCUUGAUCAAUGCAGGGCCGAUGGGGACUCGUUGCGGGACGAUUUGCAGCGGGCCGAGGCGGAAUUGGACGGUGUGACCAACGAGCUGAAUAAGCUGAAAGACGAGAACGGAGCGCUUAAACAAAAUUUGGAUCGACUGGCUGGUGAAAAGGACGCGUUACUGGCUGAGGUGGAGCGGCUGAAGAGGGAAGCGGAGGAGCUUCGAGCGGAAAUAGAUAGCGGAAAGCAGAGAGAAGCCGCGUUGAACGGCGAACUCGAUCGCAUUAAGCAGGAGAAGGACGCGUCGGCGGCGGAAUUAGACAAGCUGAGAGAUGAACGUUCUGCGUUGCGGAACGAGAGGGAUCGGUUUAAGAAACAAUUGGACGACGCGAACGAUGAGAUCGAGAGGCUGAGGGACGAGUUGGAACGGUUGAGGAACGAGAACGAGAAGCUGAGAACAGAUGGGGAAGCGUGCAGAGAUGAUUACGAUAAGCUGAAAGCCGAAGUCGAGGAACUAAGGAAAGAGAAAGAUUCGCUGAACGACGAGACCGAGCGACUCGAACGAGAGAAGGACGCGUUGGCAGCAGAAUUAGGUAAAUUGAAGGAUGAACACUCUGCUUUGCAGAGGGGGAAGGAUCAGCUGAAGAAACAAUUGGACGAUACGAACAAUGAGAACGAUAAGUUAAAGGACGAGUUGGCCCGGUUGAAGGAAGAGCUGGCUCGCUCGAAGGACGAGAACGAGGGGCUGAAGAAAGAUGCAGACUCGUGCGAACAGGAGCGCGAGAAGUUGAAAGCCGAACUCGAGCAACUGAGGAAGGAAAGGGACGCGUUGAACGACGAAUUAAACGGGCUGCGCGACGAAAAUGGUAGGCUACGGAACGAUCUGAAUACUUUGGAAGGCGAAGCGAACGAUUUAAAGACGAAGCUUGACGCAGAAAAGAAGACCAACGAAAUUAUGAGAAACGACGCGAUGAUGCUAAACAGUAAGGUGCAAGAUUUAAGCGAAGCACUCGACGAGGCCAGGGCGAAGAAUGCCGCGUUGACGGAGGAGAACGAAGGGCUACAAUCGAAGUUGCGGAACGUGCAAGACGAAUUGAACAGCGCGAGAGCAGAGUGCGCCGAUUUGAGAGCGGAGAUCGACUCUUUAAAGAAGGAGAUUGCUAAUCUGAAGGCGGAGAUCGCUAAAUUGAAGGAGGAUCUCGAAUACUGGAAAUUAGAGCAUUGUAAGAUCAAGAUGGAGAUGGACAAACUCGAAGCUGACUUGGAGAAGGCGUUGAUAGACUUGAACGAAUGCAAGGCUGCGAAAGAGGCGUGCCAGGCAGAGUGUAAUCGCCUGCGAGCCGAGAAAGCCAAUUUGGAGAAGAAGAUCGCGGAUUUAACCGCGGAGAUCGAGCAGCUAAAGAAAGCUCUUGAAGCAGAGAAAGCGGCUACAAGCAAAUGCGAGGCGGAGCUCGCGGCCUUGAGCAGCGAGCUGGACGCAUUGAAGAGGGAGUUGGAAAAUUUGAGGGACGAGAACCGAAGGUGCGAAGGAGAAGCGGACGAUCUUCGGAAACAGAUCGCAGGGCUGAACGGCGAACUGGACAGGCGCAGGGAAGAGCUCGCCGCGUUGAGGAACGCCAACGAGAAGCUGAAGGCCGACGUGGCUGCGUCGAACAACGAGAGAAACAGACUGCAGGAGGAACGUGACAAACUGAAGGCCGAGGCAGAUGCUGUGAAGGAGGAGAACGCCGCGCUUCAUCGGGAUCGAGACAAGCUGGCGAACGAAGCUACCAGGCUGAGGGGCGAGGGUGACGGACAGCGAGGGGAGCUCGAUAAGCUCAGGUCCGACUUGGCUUCGCAGAGGGCUGCCGUCGACAAGUUGCAGACCGACCUGAAGGACUGCCAGGCCGAGAACGGCAAACUGCAACAGCAGCUGAACGAAUUAAAGAGCGAUUUGGAUAGAUCGAAAGACGAGAGGAGCAAGCUGGACAAGUCACUGGCGGACGCGGAGGCUGAAGCUAACGCUUUGGAGGCCGAACUCAGGGAUCUGCGGGCCGAGAAGCGAGAACUGCUCGAUGAACUUGAGCGGCUGCGCGGCGAGUUGGUUCGCCUUAUGAACGAGACUGAUAAACAUAAAGCAGCCACGAAAGAGCUGGUCGCCUUGAAGGAGGAGUUGGACGCUUUAAGAGCGGCGCUGGACAAGGCCCGCGCCGAAAACGAAGAAUUGAUCAGGGAAAACGAGAAACUGAGGUCUGACGCGGCGAAAUUAAAUCAGCAGCUGCGGGCGUUACGGGACGAGAACGAGGCGACGAAGAGGGAGAACGCGGCGAUGUCGUCGGAAUUAGCCGCGACAAAGGCCAAAUUAAAAGAUGCUGAGGACCGGCUGAACGAUCUGCGCGCCGAGAACGAUGCCCUGAGGGAAAGGGUCGCCGACCUCGAAGGCGUGGCGAAGGAGCUCGAAACGGCGGUGAAACAGUUGGAGGAUCGCAGAACGGAGCUGGAGAGAUUAAAGGCGGAAUUGCAAAAAUUGAAAGACGAGAACGGGAAUUUGGAGAACGAGCUCGAAGACGCCCGGGACGAAUCGAAGAGGCUUAAGGAAGUGAACGACAAGCUGCGAACGGAUCUUGACGCUUUGAAGGGGGCUCGUGAUAAGUUGAGGGAAGAUUUGGAGAAUCUGAAGGCGAUCAAUGAGAAAUUAAAGGACGAAUUGGGCGACUCGAAGACGCUGAACGACAAGCUGAAGGACGAUUUGAAAAAUCAGAAGGCGAUUAACGAUAAGCUGUCGGAUGAUUUGGACAGGUCGAAUGCCGCGAACGAUAAGUUACGGAAUGACCUCGACGCGCUCCGGGCAGCCAAUGAUCGUUUGAGAAAUGAUUAUACGAAGUUGUCGGCCGAAGCUGAUAAAUUGAAGAGCGACAGCGAAAAUUCUGCGGCGGCGUUGAAGAAUGAAUCGGAGAGGUUGAGAAAGGAUAAUGACGAUUUAAACAACGAGAUUGAAAGGUUGAGGGAACAAUUGAGCGACUGCCAGGAUGUAGUUGCAAGGUUGAAAGGAGAAUUGAAGGAGUGCCAGGAUGAAAAUGAUAGGAUGCGCAAAGAAUUACGGAUCUCGAAGAACGCAAACAGGAAACUAAGAGCGUCCUCAGAGCAAGACACGGCGAUCUUGAAAAGCCUUGCAGACAAUUGCGGCGAUUUCAUUAGGGCGAACGAUUUGUUAACGAGAAAGCUUGACAAGCAAAACGAAGGCGUGCAACGUGUUCGUGAUUACAUAACAUUUUUGGAAGGUAAGGUUGAAGGUGAACCCAAGAUGGCAGACGAGAUGGACGACGACCUAUAUAUUGAUCCGGAAAUGAAAAAGGAGAUAGCAGACUUAUUGAAAAAGUCGAAGGAUUUGUCCGACAAUAUUUAUAACACUGAACAAGAGAUUCAGAAUAUUGCAGGCAUUCUGAAGCAACUUCAGGAUGCGGAGAAACCAACAGGAGCGUUCGAUCCCGAUUCCUGGCUUAACUCGUUGACAUUGACGCAACUGGCAGAGCUGCACGACAAGAUCUGCCUAUUGACCUCGGACAUGGUGAAUCAGGAUAAACCGAGAGCAGUUAGCUGCGAGCCGGGAAGUCCACUAAGAGCGGAUUACAAUAUUUUAAAUCAGCGGAUAGCCGCUCUGCAGAGACAGAUAGCGGAGAAGCAAAUGGAGACGGGAUCGAAGCUGCAAGAGCUGAGGCGGGCUCUUCGGCAGGAGCAGGCUAACCUAAUUCGAAUCAACGACGAAAUGAAUUUAGAGAGAAGACGUAAUUUGACCCUUCAGUCCAGAAUGGAUGAUGCAUCUUAAUUCGGUUCCCUUUAAUCUAAUUCAAUGUCGCCUCCACGACGCUACGAAUGAAAAGUUCUUAUAAUGAAUUCGUUGAGAGAGAUAUCACCGACAAACAACAAAGAAUACACCGUCCCGUUCCUUAAGAAAUUAUUCAUUUGUCGGUUCAGUCCCAUUGUAAUUAGAUCGAUGUAAAAAAUAUGUUUAAAUAAGAGUCACAGUAUUAUCGAA
This is a messenger RNA of Megalopta genalis, 6499 nucleotides long. RefSeq lists its product as uncharacterized. NCBI's taxonomy places the organism in Eukaryota, Metazoa, Arthropoda, Insecta, Hymenoptera, Halictidae. The record is from RefSeq and is a predicted model, not a curated record. Gene Ontology annotation, cellular component: cytoskeleton.